ACUUUGACUACAACUGUGCACACGAUCGCACAUGAAAACAGGGUCAGUAUACUUUGGCAGUUACCACAAUACGCCGUUAUAACUGUAGCCGAGAUCCUCAUCAGCGUGAGCGGACUUGAGUUCGCCUACCAAGAGGCCUCCAUUGAAAUGAAGUCCAUCGUACAAGCAAUCUGGUUGCUAACGAAUGCCAUUGGUAACGUCAUUAUAAUGAUAGUCGCCAACGCAGCCUUCACGGAUAACCUUGCGUCGAAAUGUUUAUCUCUCGGCCUUGCAGGCAAUGGUCCGCCACGUGCAGUGACUCGUUUUUAA
Messenger RNA from Cooperia oncophora, 309 nucleotides. NCBI's taxonomy places the organism in Eukaryota, Metazoa, Nematoda, Chromadorea, Rhabditida, Trichostrongylidae. The record is from the annotation of a GenBank genome assembly.